AUGCCACCGCGAAGCCCUCCCUUCGGGUCAAAGUACUCACACGUCUUUUCAGCCUCUUAUCUUGAGAGACUCCGCAACAGUCGUCCUGCUAGACCUACUGGCUCACGUCCCCCACCCUUUGCCUCUCGACAUCAUGCAUCCUUGUCCUCUCAAUUUAAUCUGACCCGAUCUGACUCGGCUCCAACGGUUUCCAGCCGUAGCGAAGAUUCUGAAGAUCAACCAUUCGCCCCUGGACAAGCCCCACCACCAAUGCCAAAAUCUGUCUCCUUCACCUCGACCACGACCAAAGGCCGGCCACUUGCUCAACCCUCAUCAACUGGGGAGCGGCCCGUUGUCCUCGGCAGGAAAGUAUCCCCAACCGCAAUUGUGCAACUACCCCAUACAUCUUUGGAUGAAGACUAUCUCGAAUCUACAGCCCGCCAACUAGAGAAGGAGGAAGCUCAAAGUCUUAGGCAGGCAUUGGAAACUAUCGAUCAAAAGGAUGAGGAACAGAGGAUCUACUCUGCUGCUCAGGACGAGGCUGCAGAUUUGGUCUGGAAACAUCGCAACCCAAAGGCCGCUGAAGAGGAGAAGACUGCGCCCUACGUCAACCCAGACUUGAAGAAGGGAAGGAGACGGAGUAGCGGUCAGCGCCAGGCUAGUGGUUCAAGAAAGGUCUCCUUCCCUUCUGCACAGGACCAGAUCUAUGAAGAACCCCUCCAGAAAGAGCCCGUCAUCGAAGCUCCAGUCAAGACGCCUCAGGCAGAUUUGCCCCUGAGGCUCAAAUCCACAAAUACGCUACCCUGGCUGAGAAAAAAGGCACCAGAGAAAACCGAGCCUGCGCUUAUCCAAGAUCCCAGGAAGUAUGACAUGUUUGAGAUGCACAGAAACCCAAGAAUUCGGUCAAACAAUGCCGAGUAUACUUUCAACACGCCUCCACCCACGGCAUCCGCCGAACCCAUCCAUGAAGUGGACACUCCUAAAUCCACGACUUCAUUAGAGAUCAGGAGCGAAGAUAUUCGAGCAGCUACUAGUAUGAAGCGAAAGGACAGAAGUCCCAAUUUGCCAACCCCUACUGCUGUCAGUGAUCGACCCGGCCGUCCUAUCGUAAGCUUCGACAAAACGUGGAAACCUCCCACCGAUUCUCCACGAACUAGUCAAGACCUGGAUCGCGCAGUCAUCAAAAUGACGGAGUCUCCUUCUAUAGCUUCUUCCGGUGACAGACCACUACCAAGACCACUACCUAAGAUGCCUGAAGUCACUGUGUCGGCUCCCACGGUGCCAACUAUCAAUCUUCCUAAGCCAGAAUCAACGUCACAGUCAGGAGUACCGGUCCCAAUGGUGACUGUGUCCGGCUCAGCUGUGCCGACGAUCAGCAUCUCAGAAGGCGGUCCCGGCAUUCCAACGAUCAACGUCGAAGCAGAUAGAGGUACACCUCCAACACCACUUCCCAGCAUCAACUUACCAGGCGAAAUCAACCACUCUCCCAGACCAUUGCCUAGACAUUCAGCAACUGUACCGGUUCCUUCGCAACCCCACAAAACACCGUCAACUCGUAUCCCGUGGUUGAAUCGAGGCGCAAUGCCCACAGUAUCCUGCUCAAGUUGCACUCUUCCGAUAUCAGGACGCAUUGUCACCGCAUCAGGUUCUGCCAGUUCAAGCCCCAAGGCUAGAUUCCACCCGGAAUGUUUCAGCUGCUACCACUGCUCAACGCCCUUGGAAUGUGUGUCUUUCUAUCCGGAGCCGGAUAACAAGCGAGUGGAACGACUUCAGAACGAGGGUAUUGAUCCUGACUCAGUUGAAGGAUGCAACGACGCCCUAAGGUUCUAUUGCCACCUGGAUUACCAUGAGUUUUUCUCUCCACGGUGCCGUUCCUGCAAGACGCCCAUUGAAGGGGAAGUGAUUGUCGCGGCCGGGGCGGAGUGGCACGUCGGUCAUUUCUUCUGUGCCGAGUGCGGUGACCCGUUCGAUUCGAACACACCCUUCGUUGAGCGUGACAACUACGCGUACUGUGUGCGCUGCCACACCAGGCGCACCUCCGCACGCUGUCGACGGUGCAGAAACCAGAUCCUUGAUGAGUUGACCGUCGAGGCCCUAGGCGGCAAGUACCACGAGCAAUGCUUCAACUGCUUCGAAUGUGGAGGCGGCUUCGGCGAAGAAGGGCGCUUCUUCGUCCGCAAUAUCCAGAUCGAGCCCACGGACAAGGAGAAGCGGAAGGGCAUCACUCGGAAGAUGGAGGAGAAGCCUGUCUGUGGCUCCUGUGAGGAGAGAAGGUUGAAGGCUUGA
Messenger RNA from Exophiala aquamarina CBS 119918, 2265 nucleotides. RefSeq lists its product as uncharacterized. The record is from RefSeq and is a predicted model, not a curated record. The transcript has a single exon. Lineage: Eukaryota; Fungi; Ascomycota; Eurotiomycetes; Chaetothyriales; Herpotrichiellaceae. The coding region runs from base 1 to 2265 and encodes 754 amino acids.